AAGAGCUGUAACGUGAGGAGGUGAACAUCAGAGAUAGGCCCCAGACCACACAUUUUUAUGUUUACAGAUGAAAAUAUGGCAGCAGGAAGAGCAAGGUCCUUCCGUCGUGUUGGGAGUCUCAUGCGGAGUAAAUCUGAGGGGACACUGAUUGAUCUGGACGACAACGUCUCAAACAGUCCCAACGUGAAUGGUGGGUAUGGGGCACAGAACUCUGAGUGGCCACUUUUACAACCAGAAGUAGCACGCACAUCUCAGUCGAAAAAUCCGUUUUGGAACAAACUGUCUGGAUCAAAUCCUUUUCUAGAUGACAUUGUACACAGCGGCACGGACAAACACAUUUCCAACACAUCAAAUGUGAAGCCAGACAAUGAAAACGACUUGGACACAAAUAACGAUGAUGCCAUUAGCACAUCUUCAGAUGAAGGCAAUGUGGGAAAUUUUUUGGAAAACAAACACAAAGCCAGCAACAGAUCUGGGAGAUGGAGGAGUGCUUCAGAUAUCCUGGAUGAUCUGGAGAGAAAGGUGCCAAAGCGGGAGAACAGCUUCAAACCACCUGGGCCCGUGCUGAUCCCGGAUUUUGAGUGGCUAAAGAAUGACAGGGAGGCCUACAAGAUGGCCUGGCUGAGCCACAGGCAGCUAACACGCUCAUGUCUGGACUUAAAUCUGAUGAGCCAGAGUCCAGGGUGGGCUCAGACGCAGGCCACUGACUCUCAGGUCAUCUGUAAGAUCGGCCAUGCUGGAGGCUCAGUACAGCUGCCAGAAUCAGAAGUUAGCAUCCAUAUCCCAGAGGGCCAUGUUCCUCCUGGAGAAGUCCAGGAAGUAACGCUGAAAGCAAUGCUUGACCCUCCUCCUGGACUCAAUAACAACUAUGUGACAACCAUGAGUCCGCUUCUCGAGGUGGUCCUCAGCAACAUCAACAUAAAGGAGUGCAUCUCUCUGGAGGUGAAACUAGCUGGAGAGGUGAAGAGCGACCCAGUGAGUCAGGUAAUGACCACAGUGUUUGGGCUGGUGUCCAACAAAAGAGAGGGACCUUAUGUUAAAGUGAAUGAUUGUUACAUUUAUAAGAAUAUGAUGCAGAUGAAGCUGCAGGACCUGAGGACACAUUUUUAUGUGAUUGCAGUCGCAGAGGCCUCUGCAAUCCAGCCUCCCGCUACAUCAGUGUGGGAUUAUCUCGACCGCAAAAUCACAGUAGCAGUUUAUGGCCCCAAGUACAUCCAUCCAUCAUUCAAGGUCGCAGUAGUUGUUUGCUGUCAUGAGGACGUUCCGCCAAAGCUUCCAUUUUCAGUGACAGGAAACAAAAACCUGCCUCCACUUGUGCUGCAGCUUUGGGGCAAACAUGGGUUUAAACCAGACAAACUGCACAACCUGCAUGUCGGGAUUAACCUCGCUGGCUCGAUGUUUAAAAUCAAACCUGAGGACGAACUGAAAGAAGUGAGACAAAGUCAGCUCAAAAUAGGGACAGUUUUGCAACUGCCAGUUGCAAUAUCUUGUGCUAGUAAUACAGAAAUGACUCCUUUUAAAUUGGAUCUACAUGUUAAGGAAGAAAACGCUGCAACCCUUGCACAUUUCCAGGUGCCUUCCCCUCCCGCGGCACCCAUCAGAUUAGAAAAGCGAGUGCACAGGCAGAUAGAAAAGCGGAUUGAAAUGACAAAAAGCUCAACUAUCCCUGAGGAAAGUCUUCCAGAUCUCCCCAAAUUCACAGACAAAACUGUGAGCCUACAGUGGUACGGUGUAGCCCUAAAGUCAGUCCUGCGUCAGCCACGUGUUGACUACCUUCUGGAGUAUUUCAAGGGAGACACGGUGGCUCUCCUGUCCAGAGAGACCGUCAGGUCAGUAGGUAACUCCAAAGUAAAGGAGUGGUACAUCGCAUUCCUCCGAGGCAGGACUGGUUUGGUUCACUGCAAGAACGUCAAGCUCAUAACCAGAGACCAAGUGAUUGACUUCACCGGCAUUCACAUCACCACAGAGGUCCUCUUGGACAACAUGACACUGCCCUUCAAGAAGCUUACUUACAUGUACUCUGCCAUCCAGACGCUGGUCACUGAACACAUAACCAGCUGGAGAGGUUUUGCUGAUGCUUUAGGGUACAGCAAACUGUCACUGGACGCCAUCAUGAGGAGGCACGCUGAAAGCGAGGCCGAUAAAGUGGCCUGCAUACUGGAGAGGCUGAAGGAGGAUUGUCACGCUGAGAAGAGCAGGAAGAAGUUUCUGCAUGAGCUCCUGGUGGGUCUGUUGAAGAUGGACUCUGUGAAUCUCGUGGCCCAGCUGAUUCAGAACACUGUCAUUUUGUCCACGGCUGUGGAGCUGGGAGUGCGAUGGCGGGAGCUCGCUGAGAAGAUGGGAAAACUCUCCAGUGCUCAGAUAGCGGGCUAUGAGGCACCGCACCGAGGGAAGAGCGGAGAAGUCAGUUCACAGUCGAUGUGGAAGCCCGCCUACGACUUCCUGUACUCCUGGAGUCUGCGGUACGGAGACAGCUACAGGGACAUGAUCCAGGAUCUGCACCUGGUCCUGGACAAAAUGAAACACCCUGCCACCAGACAGUGGAGGCAGCUGACUGGUGCCCUCAUCACAGCAAACUGUCUCGACAUCUUUCGAGCCUCUGCGUUCCCAAACUCCUAAACUUUACGCAAGCGCACUCUAGUGACGACACCAACGUCCACGCACUUGACAAACUGAGACAGAGAAGCUUUGUUAGACCACAAUAAGGUUUUGAUAUUGUUUUUGAUGUUACUUUGCUCUUGUUUUUUUGUAUAGUUUCGCCCACUCAUUUUUACGCAAAGCAUUAGAAGCUACUUUAUUGAAGUUCAAUCAGGUACUUGCAUUAAAUGUUUAGAUCUCACUUGGUGAAUGUAAAAUAUGUUUUUACAAUUUUUGAGCUGUGAAGGAAUGUCACUUUAUGUCUCAAAGAGAAGGAAAUGAAGUGAAGUUUGUCACUUCUCUGUGCAAAUGUGAUGAAGCCUUAAAAGGUCCAGUGUGUAGGAUUUAGUGGCAUGUAGUGGUACGGUUGCAGAAAUGAGUGAGAGAACUACGGUGGCCUGCACGAAAAUGCAAAUAGUCCUAUCUAGAGUCAGUGUUUGGUUUGUCUGUUCUGGGCUAUUGUAGAAACAACAUGAUGGACUCCAUGGAAGAGGACCCGCUCUGUGUGUAGAUAUAAACAGCGGAUUUUAAGGUAACAAAAACGCAAAAAUCCUUAGUUUCAGGUGAUUGUACACCAUUGAAAACAUAGCUAUGCAAAUAGAUGCCCCUAAAGCCUACACACUGGACCUUUAAUGUUUAAGUUCCUAUUGGUAGAUCAUUUUCAGUCAAAUGCGUAUGAGGUCAGCAGCUCCCCAGUGACAUCAGCUGUUCUGGGUAUCAAUAAUCUUAACCGGUGUUUCAACACUUGAUUUAUUCCUUUGCCUUGUAAUAGCAUGCUGAUAUUACCUAUUCCAUUUACUGUUUUGUUCACCUGAAGAGCAGGCUAAAUUAUUAUUUAUGCAUCUAAUUUGAUUUCUUCCACUACAUUCCUUAAAUCACUGACUGUAUUAAGUGUUUGGGUUUCUUUUUUUGAAUAAGGAUCCACAUUAUUAGGAUAACCGUCACCUUGGUACCUUUGUGGAGCCUGUCGUAAUAUGUAUUGGAGUUGUUCCAACACCGAUACCAGAAUCAGAAAUACUCUGAUAAUGCCUAAAAUGCUGGAUCGGGUAUCCGCAAGUACACAGAUCUAUGCACUAGUCUGAUACCAUGUAAUUUAUUGAUAAAUAUUAAAGUAAUUUUGCACCUGGAUAAAACAGCAGUUUAAACAGCAGUAGCAUUUGAAAUAGUAGCCUACACAGGAAGUUGCGCUGUGCAGUCAUAUGGCAACUACUGUUUCAGAACAGUGUAAUGUUCGCCAUUAGCAAAGUGUCAAACUAGAUAAUUAAGGUAAGUUCUAUUACAUUCAUUCUCUGCAUGUCUUUUGAACCUGAGCUAUGUCAAACAAUAAUGAUAGCAAUCAUUUCACAUCCAUACAGGGUCAGUAAAAUACAACUGUUAAUUUGUUUUUAACACAAUAGUAUCAGAUUGGUACUUGGUAUCGGUUGAUACGCAAGCUCUGGAAUCAGAAUAGCCAUUGUGAAGAAAGAAAAGUGUAUUGAAUAUCUCUGUUAUGUGUAAUAUCUUUGUAAUCUAAUGUAAGUAGUCUAUAAUAAUGUGAACACUGUUAUUAUUAAUCUGAAGGGUCGCAGUACAUACAUUUUUAUCAGUGUGUGUGCUGAAAUGAGAAUGUUCUACCAAAGUGAGAGUUUCCUGAUGCCAGUAAACAAACCGUAAAGAUGCUACAAUACAAGUGUCAUAAACUGUUGUCUUAAAUAUUAGUGUAUUUGCUAUUUUUUUUUAUACUGAAAUGUCUUAGAUAUGUACAAAGCAGAUCAUUUCAUAAAAGGUAUGCAGUGUAAUGGUUGUGUUUGUUAUGAUGUUUUCAUCGCCAAAUGGAAACUCAUUGUUUAGAGUGGUGCCAUGUACAGUACGCAGUGCCUUCUGCCACUGAAAUGUUACACAAAUGGAGAUGUGUUGCCUGAGAUGUGAAUAAAUAUGAACUGUAAUAAACUAUCUGAUCUGUUCACUAUUAAAUAGGAAGAUUAAAUAACUAAUAACAUUUGACAGACAGCUACUAAACUACUAUAGGCCCACAUGUUUAAAACGUUACUUAGCAACUGUGACAUUGCAUUUAUUAUUUUCCAGUUUAGCUGUGUUAAAUCACACCAUAGAAGCAAAUGACUUUUCCCUGAAGUGUUUUCCACUGAUUUUCUCUGACUGUUUGUUUUUCCCGACACUGUUUGUUUAAGCUAGUUUCAGCUGAGAGCAUUGUGUGCAGGUUCUCUAUCAAACAAGAGAGCACAGAACACUGCACUGACUUUACUUUGGCUCACUGAAUGCACCUCGGGAAAAGUAAAUCAAAUAAGGAAAACGGUAUCAGGCAACAGAGGGAACUGAUUUAAUCUCCAGGCUGAGAGUGAUUGUAAGAUUGUAUUUUAUUUGUAAGGGCUGAUGAUAA
Messenger RNA from Epinephelus fuscoguttatus (brown-marbled grouper), 5014 nucleotides. RefSeq names its product MET transcriptional regulator MACC1 (gene macc1). The transcript has 5 exons. NCBI's taxonomy places the organism in Eukaryota, Metazoa, Chordata, Actinopteri, Perciformes, Serranidae. Gene Ontology annotation, molecular function: protein binding. Gene Ontology annotation, cellular component: cytoplasm. The coding region runs from base 58 to 2619 and encodes 853 amino acids. The record is from RefSeq and is a predicted model, not a curated record.